Molecule: messenger RNA, 5387 nt
Organism: Synchiropus splendidus (mandarinfish)
Lineage: Eukaryota; Metazoa; Chordata; Actinopteri; Syngnathiformes; Callionymidae
Product: receptor-type tyrosine-protein phosphatase gamma-like
Exons: 23
Coding region: 531-3839 (1102 amino acids)
Cellular component (GO): plasma membrane
Molecular function (GO): zinc ion binding; protein binding; carbonate dehydratase activity
Source: RefSeq, a predicted model, not a curated record
GGUGCCAGUCAUCUCUUACAACGACCCGUGAGUCAGUCCAGGCUCAUUUCUCACACCCCAUGACGAGACUCGUCUGUGACGACCGAGUAGCUGUGGUGACAGUGGUGGAGGCAGCGGCGCUAGGAUCCAGAGGAGCCGCGCUUCUUCUCCGACUGGCUUGUCUCUCUCCUCCUCCUCCUCACUGUAUCCCCACCAUCCUCCUCCUCCUCUCUCUCUCUCUCUCCCUCUCCCAGGAUGGUUUUAAAGUCUCCGGCAGAUUGGAGAUCAGGCGCUACUUCCUAGACGGACGCAGGGAUGGGAAGCGUGCCGCGCCUCUCCACUGCCAUCACCGCCUCGGACGCUUCUCUGCCCGCCUGUCCAGCCCUCUCCACCGCAUCCUCCGGCCUCAGCCGCCCGCGAGAAUAGAGGCGUAGAGCGCCGCGCCCGGGAAAUAUCGGGAGGAUCGGGAACUGCGCUGCCUUUUCUUCGGGAGGACGGACUCAACAGUUGCGGCUGCUGGAGGCUUGCAUGUGGACGCGCGCGUCACUAUCAUGUGGAGGCUGCUGCAACCCUGCUGGUGCCGCGGGUGGAUUGGCUCUCUUCUGCUGGCCGCCUGGCUGCUCCUGCGGGCCCACGCUCAUCCCGCGCUGACAGGAAGCAAAGCCGCGUCUCAAGCCCUCAUCCAAGGACCUCGCCGCGCCACCGCUGGCGAGACACGACUCCGGAGAGCUGCCACCGAGGACACCUACUGGGCCUACUCAGGAACGUACGGGCCCGGCGAGGGCUGGGCAGCCGCCUAUCCACAGUGCCAAGAGAAGAAGCAGUCACCCAUCAACAUCGUGGACCAGGACACCAAAGUAUCCACCGAGUACCAGGAGCUGACGCUGGAGGGCUUCGACACGGAAUCCUCCAACAAGACCUCCAUGAAAAACACUGGCAAAACAGUGGCCAUCAUGUUGAAGGACGACUACUUCGUGAGGGGCGCUGGACUCCCAGGGAGAUUCAAGGCGGAGAAAGUGGAGUUCCACUGGGGUCCAAGCAACGGAUCGGAGGGCUCGGAGCACAGCAUCAAUGGCCGGCGCUUCCCUGUGGAGAUGCAGAUCUACAUGUACAACUCAGAUGACUUUGACAGCCUCAGCGCAGCACUCAGGGAGAAGAGAAUCAUCGCUGCCAUGGCCGUGUUUUUCCAGGCUGGAGGGAAGGACAACCCGGCUGUUGACCCCGUCAUCCAUGGCCUCCGGGGGGUGGUUCAUCACGAGAAAGAGACCUUCCUGGAGCCGUUUGUUCUCAAGGACCUGCUGCCGUCCUCGCUGGGCAGCUACUACCGCUACACGGGUUCGCUCACCACGCCGCCGUGCAGCAAGGUCGUGGAGUGGCUCGUGUUCAGCCGACCCAUCCUGCUCUCCUACAAGCAGUUGGAAUCAUUCUACUCGAUCUUCACCACGGAGCAGCAGGACCAUGUGAAGUCGGUGGAAUACCUGCGGAGCAACUUCCGACCGACUCAGAGUCUGGACAACAGGAUCGUUUACAAGUCGGCCGUGAAGGAGGCGUGGCAGCUGGAUCUGAGCGAGGGAGGCGCCACCGUCUACAGCACGGAGGCCUCCAAAGUGUGCAGCAGUGCUCCCAUCAACAUGAAGGUCCAGCAUGUCAACGGCAGCUCCCUGGUCGUUCGCUGGACCUACCCUGAGGUCACCUACCACCCGCCCAUCCUGCACUUCCUGGUGUCCUACAGCUGGACAGCUCAUGAGGACAGCUUCGAGGAGACGCACCUCACUGACGCCCGGCAUCGGCUGGAGGCCAUCAUCUCCCCCGUCUCUCCCGACGUCCUGUAUCUGUUUCGGGUUCAGGCCAUCUGCACCAACGACAUGCGCAGCGACUUCAGCCAGAGCAUGCUCUUCAGAGCCAACACCACCAGGAUCUUUGAGGGGACCAGGAUUGUGAAGACUGGAAUGCCCACAGUGUCUCCAGCCUCCUCUGCCGACAUGGCCCCCAUCUCCUCCGGCUCGUCCACCUGGACCUCCUCAGGAAUCCCCUUCUCCUUCGUCUCCAUGGCGACUGGCAUGGGCCCCUCGUCCAGCGGCAGCCAGGCCACGGUGGCCUCAGUGGUGACCAGCACUCUGCUGGCAGGCCUGGGCUUCAGUGGCGGCGUCAUCUCAGCCUGGCCCUGCAGGGCCCAGCAGAGCCAGCACCAGCUUCGAGGUGGCGCUGUCGCUGGAGCGGAUGCUGCCGAUGACAGCCGGAGCCCCGCCGCUGAGGAUGGACAGGAGGAGGAGGAGGAGGAGGGAGAAGGGAAGGAGGAGAAAACAAAGAAGAAAGUGAAGAAGCCGUCAGCGUCGGAUUGUGAAGACAGGAGCGUGACAGCUGACGCCGCCGUAGAACAAGAAGCAGGGAGCGAGUGCCGUCACAGGCUCAGGCCCGGAGCCAGGAAAGGUCUCCACCUCUCUGUUCAGGCUGUCUGGCCUCGUGACCUGGCGAGCGUGACCUGGCGGGGGAGAGGUCCUGGCUGGUGUGUGGUGGAGUGGCUGCUGCUGGCCUGGCUCUGCAGUCCGACCCUGCUGGCUGUGGUCCUGCUGCUGACUCUGCUCCUCUGCUGCAGACGCCGGACGCCGUGCUCCCUCCUCUCCGUGGACGACAUCUCAGCCAGGCUGCUGGUGAAUCUGGCCGCCCCUGUGCCCUGCACUCCAGGUGUCAUGGAAUCCAUCCCAGUCAAGAGCGUCACCCAGCACACGGCAGACCUGCGCUCAAAUAACCAGCCUGACUCCUCAGAUGAGUGUCAGGAUGUGCCGCCGUCAUCACCAGACGUGAACGUGGCAUCGCGGCGCACUGACCUUCCAUCAAACCAGCACAAGGACUGUGCACAGCUCUACGAGCACCGGCGGCUUCAACUGCGGCCACAGGCUGGGAAGGACGGCAGCCCUGUGGACGAGAGCGCUCCUGCCUCUUCUCCCUCGGCCUCGCUGCUGGAUGUGGCCCAGGGAGGAAAGGAGGACUCCUUGGCGCCGUCCCAGAGUGAGGGCGCAGUGACCCAGUACCAGAGGACACCGGUGCUUGUACGCUGCAGGGCUGGAGAGGGCGGGGCUGGCGAGCGCCUGCUGCGGCGCCACCUGGUGUCGGCCUACCUCACACACACGCCGACAGCCAGGACUCUCCUGGUCCAGACUGAGGGACCGUUCCAGGAGCAGCACAUCUUCAUCCACAGCGCUCUGACGGAGGCUGUUUCAGGGAGCCAGACGGAAGCGGCAGCACACCAGCGCCACUGCUGCUCUCCGUCAGUGACGCCGGGUCGUGGAGGCCGGACGCGUCUGGAGGAACCGCUCCAGUGGCGCGAGCGAGGGGCGGAGUCUUCCCGCGGCCCGGCGUCAGAGGGACCGAUGACACUGAUGCUUCCUCCAUCAUGGGCUACCACCACUGUACCGGACUCGUCGUCCCCCAGCCUCCACUGCCUCGCACCACACCCGACUGGAGGACGGUCCGGGACCAGACUGCACAACGGAUGGACCAGGACCAGGACCAGGACCAGGACCAGGACCAGGCCCGGGCCCCGUGCAAAGCUCUCCCCAGCGUGGCUGGCACCAGCCGGUUCCACCCCAGCCCUCGGACGCGCGUGGUGUGACCUUGACCUCCAAACUGAGACACCUCUCUUUAUAAAGCAUCUCAGACUGCUGAGGACAAGACUCGCUGAGGCCUUUUUCGCCAGACUCUUGGUUAAAGUGAAUAAGCGGAAGACUUUUUGUACUCUGAUAAAAAAGUUUUUGAUAUUUAUUUUUUUUGCCAUUUUAUGUCUUAACCACGUGGUGUUGCUAAGCAACCAGGAACUCUCUUCUGUCUCUUCUUGUUUGCACUAUAUCAUGUGGAUGUAACUGCCUACAGCUCACCCUCCUGGCUGGUGUGGCGUCGCCCAUCUCACCGCGCUGAGCUCCCUGCUGCUCUGCUCACGGGCCGCUGCUGCCUGACUGGGACUCGGCGGGGACCCCUCGCUGGACUCAUCUCGUUCCUAUUAGAAACCCUGUUUUGGAAGGACUUUUUUCUACCUAUUUAUUUCACUCCUCUUCAAGUCCCACCGCCGCACUCCUGUCUGAUUCUUGAGGCGGCGGCGGCCUUCUCUGAAGAACUGAACCUCUGAUUUGAAUCUGUCAGACUCUUGUAUGCAUACAUAUAUCAAUAUAUCCUGAUCAUAUGAGCUGCCUGGUGAUGUGUGGUCUGAGCAGGUGCUGGGUCGUCUCAAGCGUGACGGCACAGGGGCAGAGCUCUCCCUGCUGGACCCUGCCCGUGUCUGUCCUGCGGCCUGGUCCGAGGUCUGCAGCCCUGCCUUCUCUGGAACAGCAUGCAUUCGCUUCAGUUGUGUGUGGCUGGCUACAUGGGAGUGGUGCGUUAAAGCCUCCCACCAAAACAUGAUGUUGGAUCUCACAGACCGCAAUUGGAGGGGCUCACCUGACUCACUCCUGGAGAACCAGGAGUCUCCCUCCUGGCCCGCUGACUCUCCGUGGCUGGAGACAGUCCACCAGAUCGGCGCUGCCUGAGGUGACUCGGUCACACGUUCUCUUCACACGCCGGGUCCGCUGGCACCAGCUGACCACGACUGAUGGAAGCAGACGACAGAAGCCAGGUGUUGUGACUUCAUUUUGCCCACACGCACACUCGCUGGAGGCAGAUUCUCAGACUGGGAUUCAAGUGGUUGAAGUCAAACUUGUCUUGAUAGUUUGUGGAAUCCAGGCCACAGAUACAUCGGAUGUUUGACUAAAGGCCAGUCUGUCCGCAUCAUCUGGAGACAGGAGCAAGGAGCUGGGGUGACGGAGAGGCAGUUCGCCGCUGAGGACCUGCGCAAGGAGGAGAUAUGAGGACAGUAAAGGUGUGACGGGGCAUCACUCAGGUGGCCACGGUUCUGUCAAAGACAACGGAAGGUCCGCACACACGAUUCCAGUGGUCGUUGUUGUUGUUGUUGUGAAGUCAGCCACCCCACACAUGAGGACAGAAGCCCUGUCCUCCAGGGUUACUGCAUCUGGAUGUCAAACACGGAUGCGCAGUUCCCAAACUCCAGCCCUUGACUUGACGUGAUUCCCGCUCAGGUGUGUGUAUAUACACAUAUAUAUGCAUAUGUGUAUGUCCGUAUGUCAAGCCAAACCAACUCAGGCAGAGACUGAGUGAGGAAGACAACAGCCAAGCCACUCUCUUCCAGCACUCCCACAACACCACUCCUCGUUGAUCCGGGCAAGCAAAUCAUAUUCAGAUCACACCAACACACGUCGACCAAGCUCAACCGUUCCCACUAACCGACACCGGUUGCGUCUGUGAUCGGCGCCGCAGCAACCGAUCCCCAGUCUCGCGAGAGCACACGCGCGAGACUGGGGAUCGGUUGAAGUUGAAGCGGCACCACUCGGCGAAAACACACAUGGAUGCGUUGAGGAAAG